This is a messenger RNA of Oikopleura dioica, 456 nucleotides long. The record is from the annotation of a GenBank genome assembly. Lineage: Eukaryota; Metazoa; Chordata; Appendicularia; Copelata; Oikopleuridae.
AUGAAGGGUCUCGUCAUUUUCGUCGGAGGGCUGGCGGAUGUUCUUGCCCAAGAGGACCCCAACUGCCUCCAACACCAGCUCGAUGAGCACUGCCUUGAGCAGACUGGCUUCCCAUACCUUCGAUAUAAUCGGGCCAAGGGAAAAUGGCGUUGCUACGGAAGCCUCGCACCAGACGGCAGCAUGCAUCGAGAGUGCACAGAUAACUUCGGGAACCGAAUCGAUUGCGUCCGACACGCUGAUGAUAGUCCUUUUCUCGGCGGGGUCCACGCUUACGUCUUGGAUGCGCUGACGAUGGGAUGCCAAGUCGACGAGUAUGACGAAUACGAUCAGACCAGUACUACAGAGGGAACAGUUACUACCACAGUAAUAACUACAACGGCCGACACGACAACAUCAUACGUUGAGCCAAGCACUGACGAACCUAUGUCAGAAAACCAGCUUCCGGAAGCUCGAUGA